UCAAAUUGGCAUGUUUUCACCUUCACCAUCAGCAUUGGGAGUCCGUAGUUGGAAUGGCUGAAAAUCUUUGUGCGGCUGCAGUGCAACGUAUGUAUAGUCGGGAAACUCAAAGGAAACCAGUCUGAAUGAUUUGCCUUCGACAUUCAAGAAAAAGCAAUCUCAACCAGCAUUCAAGAAUAUUUCGUAUGCGUUAGCCUUAGAUACGAGGAGUACGUCCAUCAUUACUAGAUAAGUGUGCCAGACAUAAACCAAAGAUACAGGAUGCGUUGUGCUGUGUGCAAUUAUUACACCUGGAGCUAUUUUAUCGCUUUUGCGGAGAUUUUCGUUUCAUUUGAAGUGGCAUCGGCACUGCUGCAAUGUUCCCGUGAGCUGAAUCGUGAUAUUACUUGUUAUGAUGUCGAACCAGUCGUUGUGAUGUUGGUGUUGUACAACUUCCUAUCGCUGACGCUAAUCAUCGGAGUGUUUAAACGAAUGGAAAAACUGUUGCAAAUAUACCAGACCUGCACCAUUACCUUGAAAGUUUCGGCUAUCGUUAGAAAAGCCGUCCUUUCAGCUACGGAGUACAACCAGAACAACAUGGAAAAGACGGCCACGGAAAUGAAGCUGGUUAUAUUACUGACUUUAAUCUUCACCUUGGAAGCCCUGGUAGUGGCUGGAGCCUGCAGGAAAAUUCGCCGUGAGAAGCAAGAGCCACUGUAUUAUUUCGAUGUUGUCUGAAUAAAAAAUGACGGAAAUCGAUACGAACCGGAAAGCCAGGUUUGAGUCAAUAUGAAGCAGCAGCGCGUUUGCAGUGAGCUGCGAGGAUCCAGUGGAUCUCGAGGGUAGUAAGCUCCUUGAGAUUAACCUUUUUCGUCCAGACAAUAUACACAUAUAUAUUUAUAUAUGAACACAUUUAUACGACAAGAGUUUCUCAUCCCUUUUACGCGCAAACAGUUUAAAGAAUGCUUUCCUGUCAAUUUAGGAUUUGUAAACAGUAUAUUACUGCAGUAGAUUGAGUGAUGUAGUACGCGCAACGGAACAGCUCAACCGUUUUUGCCAAUUCAAUAAAGGAACGCUUGAAUUCGAUACCCUAAAAAGUAACA
Molecule: messenger RNA, 1082 nt
Organism: Armigeres subalbatus
Lineage: Eukaryota; Metazoa; Arthropoda; Insecta; Diptera; Culicidae
Exons: 4
Coding region: 262-717 (151 amino acids)
Source: RefSeq, a predicted model, not a curated record